Molecule: messenger RNA, 1188 nt
Organism: Paramacrobiotus metropolitanus
Lineage: Eukaryota; Metazoa; Tardigrada; Eutardigrada; Parachela; Macrobiotidae
Exons: 3
Coding region: 1-1188 (395 amino acids)
Source: RefSeq, a predicted model, not a curated record
AUGUCGUUGAAAAACUUAAUAAAAGAGAAAAAUCAAGCCUACCGCCUCCGAUGCCAGUUCCGUGGGCAACCAGAAUAUGCGCAGUAUAACGAUCGUUUUCAUGCUUUGAAGAGUCAAGUCCGCUUCGCCAUCGUCGAUGAGAAACGCAAAUUCUUCCAACGCAACCGGGACGCAGGAGAAGUGAUUUGGCGCGAGCUUGGCAAAUUACUGCGUAAGAGAAAGCAGACAAAAGAGCCAACAAUGGAACCGGAUGUGCUGAACGCUCACUUUGCAGCACAAGGGCUGCAUGGGAAUGAACACACUUCACCAGCCGUCCCUUCGGGCGGUGACAGUAUUAACCCUUUGCUUUGCAGGUUUGAAGAAAUUACCGAGGAUGUUGUUUCCUUUCAGUUGCAGAAGAUGGCCAAACGGAAAAAGAGCGCUGGACCGUGCGGCGUGCCUGCAAAAAUCCUCGGUGGAAUCAGCAUGUGCUUGACGAAACCGUUGACAUGCAUGAUCAAUGCCUCGUUGAAGUCCGGAGUAUAUCCGGCCAUAUUCAAAAAUGCAGAUGUUGUCGCUAUACCGAAGCAAGCCAAUGCCCGACAGCCGGAUGACUACCGCCCUAUUUCCCUUGCUUGCAACCUAUCCAAAGUAUUUGAGAAAGUAGUGCAGAACCAGCUAGUGACAGUUCUGAAAAGAAACAACAUCCUAUCCGACAAGCAGUCUGGAUUUAGGAAAGGCCAUUCCUGCGAAACACUGCUACUUAAAGUUUCAGAAAGAUUGCGAAAAGCGAUGGAUAAGGGGCAAGUUACUGCUGUAUGUCUUUUGGACUUGAAAAAAGCGUUUGACUCAGUUUCCCAUGCCAAACUUAUCGAAAAACUAAGAAUGAUCGGAAUUGAAGACAACACCUUGUGCAUGAACGAGAAGAAGUGCAAGUUAAUGUACAUCUGCUCGGAAGCAAAGAACAGCCAGCCCUCUCCUGCUGUAAUGAUUAACGGUCACCAGAUGGAUGUAGAACAGUCGGUAAAGUAUCUGGGAGUUUACUUUGACCGCAACCUGAAAUGGGGAGUGCAUUAUGACCACGUACUGCGGAAAGUCAACUACGGCAUCGCUAUGAUCAACCGCGCGAAAGACGGCCUGGAUCUGCCUCAGCGUAGGAGCCUUUACCAUGCCUGUGUACAGCCACAUCUCGACUACGGGUCAGUAUGA